Setaria italica (foxtail millet) is the source of this 3986-nucleotide messenger RNA. RefSeq names its product katanin p80 WD40 repeat-containing subunit B1 homolog. Bases 1490 to 3661 code for a protein of 723 amino acids. Gene Ontology annotation, molecular function: microtubule binding. The record is from RefSeq and is a predicted model, not a curated record. Gene Ontology annotation, biological process: microtubule depolymerization; microtubule severing. NCBI's taxonomy places the organism in Eukaryota, Viridiplantae, Streptophyta, Magnoliopsida, Poales, Poaceae. Gene Ontology annotation, cellular component: katanin complex. The transcript is spliced from 17 exons.
GAUUUCCUUCCUCAACAUUCCUUCUCCCUUCACCCACUCCACCUAACAACUGCGGCGAAGUUUUAGCGCCAGCGAAGAGGCCGCGGGCGGGAGGAUCCUGAGAGCGAGCGAGGCAAUCCGCGUCCUUCUCUCCCCCGCAGCGGGUGUCCAUGCUAUUGAUGACGGCGGCCGUCGCAGAUGGCCACCAAGCGAGCCUAUAAGCUACGUAUCCUGUAAAUUGCCGGUUUAGGAAUUCUGGAUCGGAAUUUUCCAAAUCGGAUAGCUCUUGCCUGCUUGUUUCAAUCGGUGUAGCGCUAGGUUUCGGUUGGGUUGUGUACUUGGGUUCGCUCGCAGUGAUCGAAUUCGUGCCUGCUUCUGGGUGACUGGGUCUCGGGUUGUUCUGGUGUUCACUGUUCAUGUUGGUUUUGUACUUUUGUUCUUGCAACUUGCGAGCCUGUGAUUUGAGGAGUUGCGAUGGCAGCUAGGAACCUAUUCAAGACCAUCCGAGCUGCCUUGCUAUUGCUACUUGUGAAGUUGGGGAUAGAAUGAAAUUUCAAAACAGUAUCGUGAAGUUUCAGACCUAGAAUAAUACAGUUUUCUGCAUAAGAUCAAAGCUAAACUAAUUUCGGUGGUCUGGGUUAGCCAGAGACAGGAGCCUUGUUCUAUUGUCUGCCAGGAAAAUGUGACUUCCGUGCUCUGUAAUUUGGCAUUUGUCUGAUGGGUUGUACCAGUUGCUGUAAACGGUAUCAUGCUGUAUGUUCUGAUUCCUCACACCUAUCAAAUGAAAGUUGGGUAGAUCGAUUCAGAAUGUCAUACUUGUUAUCCUAUCCAUCGAGAACUUAGGUCCUAGGUGCUAGCACGGAAUGAAUGGUUCAGGCGUUCAGCUAUUGACUUAAGAUUAUGACACUUAUGUGUUGUACUGUUGGAAGAAGUAGGUGGUAGCAUAGCAUGGACAGUGAGUUGGGAAGAUCAGUUCAGGAUGUCCAGAUGUCAUACUUGUUAUUUGUUUCCAUUGAGAACUUAGGUCUUAUGUGCUUGCAUGGAAUGAAUGGUUCAGCUACAGAAAUAAAAUCAUGACACCACUAAAAUAAUUUUGUGGUAGGAUGUAAUCGUCUAUAUAUCUUGUUUCUUUGAUAAUGAUCAGAGGAGUUUGUUGCGCAUGCUUCCAAUGUGAAUUGUGCCAAAUUUGGGAGGCGGACAUCAAGGAUCCUCAUCACUGGUGGGGAGGAUCUGCAGGUCAAUCUUUGGGCUGUAGGGAAACCCAGUGCCCUCCUGUGAUUGUCAUUGUACAUUGCAGAGCCUAUCAGGCCUUACAAGUCCAGUUGAGUCAGUGAGCUUUGACUCUUCUGAACUUACCAUAGGUGCUGGUGCUGCAAGUGGAACAAUAAAAAUAUGGGAUGUUGAGGAGGCAAAAGUUGUCCGAACUUUCACUGGGCACAGAUCGAAUUGUGCAUCGCUUGAUUUCCAUCCUUUUGGAGAAUUUUUGGCCUCUGGGUCUUCAGACACAAACAUGAAAAUAUGGGAUAUACGAAAAAAGAGAUGCAUUCACACAUACAAGGGCCAUACCCGGCGAAUUGAUGUGCUUAAAUUUACUCCAGAUGGUCGAUGGAUUGUUUCUGGAGGGGCUGAUAACUCAGUGAAGAUCUGGGAUUUGACGGCUGGAAAACUCUUGCAUGACUUUAGUCUUCAUGAAGGUCCAGUCAACUGCUUAGAUUUUCACCCCCAUGAGUUCUUAUUGGCUACAGGUUCAACUGAUAAGACUCUUAAAUUUUGGGAUCUUGAGACUUUUGAGUUGAUUGGUUCUUCUGGACCUGAGAACAGCCGAGAAUACUUUGAGCCGGCUAGUAUAGUUCGUUCUAUGAAAUUCAACAGUGAUGGUAAAACACUUUUUUGUGGAUUACAUCAAAGCUUAAAGGUUCUUUCCUGGGAACCCAUCAUAUGUCAUGAUGUGGUUGAUGUAGGCUGGUCCACAUUGGCCGAUCUAACUGUUGAUGAAGGAAAGCUUCUUGGUUGCUCAUAUAACCAAAACUGUGUUGGUGUGUGGGUUGUGGAUUUGAUGAAACAUGAGCCAUAUGCUGAUAGUUGUGCUGGAUCACACUUAAAUGGAACUGUAGAUAGGCUAAUUGAAUCAGAUAAUAGCAUACCAUCAGUGUUUGGUAGACUAUCAGUUUCCAGAAGCCCAGCCAAUGAAACUAGUUCGGAUACUCUGCUUGAACGCUCAAUGUCUGCUUCAAAAGAAAUUCCUGUCUCCUCUUCUUCUGUGGUAAGGAAGAGAUUGGCAAAGCCACCUGGAGAAAAGGAUCUCUGGCUCACGAGAUCUGAUUCUGCACCUCUGCUUUCUCCUAGAGUUAGAUUGAACCCAAAUUUCGUUGAUGACCUGAAGAGACAGCCAGCCACUGUUGUACCAGCAGCUCCCAUGUAUAAAUCAAUGUCCCACAUUUCAGGGUAUGGCGGUAAGGAAUCAUCUUUCAUACCUGUUCUUGCCCCAAGGCAUAGCUCAAAGGGGAAUGCUGAUCCCAUUCUCAAUGAAGCUGCCACAGGUGAGUUACCAGUUAUUGAGCCUCAAAAUAUAGAAAAAGUAGGUUUAUCUGCUAAUCAUGGCAAAGAAAGUGGCAAGUUGGUACCUAUAACUGAUUCAAGGAGGUCAAGGAUGGUUGACGAAAGUGGCUGCAGAAGAAUCACUGAUGAUGUAAGAUAUAAGAAAAUAAUCCCAGAAAGUUAUUUGAGAGCUAAUCCAGAUAUUGACUAUACAAGGAGGGCUCAAGAAAGCCCAAAAGACCGUGAGCAUAUAUUUCUGUCAAAGCCUAUUAGUUCACAGAGGAAAUUUAUAAGAGAAUCUUCAGGUGCUGGGGACAAUAGCCGUUCUGGUUCAGUAUGCACUGAAAAAAUUGAGUCUAAUGAAGCUGGUAGCUGGUACGGCGUGUCUUGUUUUGACAAAUGGAAUUCUGAUGCUGCAUGGAAUCCAGAAUUUGCCGACAUUGACAGAAAUGGAGUGAUUGGAACGAGCAAAUGGAGGGAAUCAAGUGAAAGGCACGCUGUUAGACAUCGACCUUACUCUUCUCAUUAUGAUAGCAUCCAGUGUGAACCAACAUUAUAUGGCUCGAGGCUGCACCCUUCACUUCCUGGAAAACUUAUUGGUUCAGCUAGUGAUGAAGAUGAUAUGUAUGGUCUAAUGGAAAACCAUCAAGAUUUUAUUCAUGUAAUGAAGUCUCGGCUAACAAAACUAGAGGUGGUUUAUCGGUGUUGGCAAAGAAAUGAUAUAAAGGGAUCUAUUGAUGCUACAUGGAGAAUAUUGGAUUUUGCUGUCACUACUGGUGUAAUUAAUGCUCUAAUGGAGAAUAGUAACUGUAUCAGUUUAGAUAUUUGCGCUUCUAUUUUGCGGCUUUCCUCCAGUCUUCUUGAAAGCAAAUAUGACUGGCAUGUGAACAUUGCCUUGGGGAUGAUUCUCAGUCUUGUUAAGAGCUUUGGUGCCACUAUUUCUUCAGCUUUGUCAGCUACGCCGCCUGUUGGUGUAGACCUUGAGGCAGAGCAGAGGUUGGAGCGGUGCAGUCUAUGUUUCCAAGAGCUGAAGAAGGUAAACGCCAGCCUCAAGUCGCUGACAAGGCGGCAAGGCGAGGUUGGGAGAUCAGCUCAGGAGCUCUCCAUUUUUCUUCAGGAUAUCUUGCAACUGUCAAGCAUGUAAACAGCGACCGUACAACAAGUCGCAAAAUUUUCAACCCCCUGCCUUUUUUUCCUUUGGUCAUAAAAGAUAUAGGUACACAGGAUGAGCAACUAUAACAGACGAAAUAUAUUAGAAAUUACACACGGGUGUAGAAAAUCAAAGGUGUCACAGUUAGAUAUAGCAGAGAAUUUUUUUGGUGGGAACAAAGUAGGAUAUAGCAGAGUGAAGCUUCUAAGUUUUAUCUUUCUCCCCUCCCUUUCUACAAUAUAUAGAGAAUUCAGAGGUUCUACAUCUGUACAUUCUUUUCAACUUGCAUAUUGGCAAUUUGCUAGAGUUUUUCUUUCCA